Molecule: messenger RNA, 1359 nt
Organism: Scheffersomyces stipitis CBS 6054
Lineage: Eukaryota; Fungi; Ascomycota; Pichiomycetes; Serinales; Debaryomycetaceae
Gene: COX10
Product: protoheme IX farnesyltransferase
Exons: 1
Coding region: 1-1359 (452 amino acids)
Biological process (GO): heme biosynthetic process
Cellular component (GO): mitochondrion; mitochondrial membrane
Molecular function (GO): protoheme IX farnesyltransferase activity
Source: RefSeq, a predicted model, not a curated record
AUGUCCACUCGAAUAAUAGUGUUGCCUAGAUUGAAUAAGGUCAACAAUUUUAAUUUCUUCUUCAAGAAUACUAAGAAGAAGUUACACGUAAAUCAGAACUUCAUAGCCAAUCCAUUUUUGGCCCUUUAUGGUCGGAAUUCCACAGUUUCAAUAAGAGGCAGAGGUCUAAAUCCCUCAGUAUCAGCCAAUGAGACUUCUGAAUCAAAUAAAGAAACUUCAAAAAAUUCGAUACUCGAAGAUGUUGCUACAAAAGUAUUGAAUUGCCAGGAACCAGAAGCUAAGCUGUCCCAGAAAACCAAUUCCAGUCAUAUUCCAUUCAAGGUUGUUCCUAGGGAGCCUUCAAAGUCUUCUGAAGCCAAAUUUGCGACCCUUAGCACUAUCCCAAAUACAUCAACGGACCUCCGUAGCAGAAUCAAUCCUUAUAUUAAACUCACGAAGCCCAAUUUGACUGUCCUUGUUACUCUAAGUUCAAUAUGUUCUUAUGCGAUUUCACCCUAUUCAGUAUCUUUAGGAGAGUUGGCAUUUUUGACCAUAGGGACAGCUUUGUGUUCCGGUGCUGCGAAUGCUAUUAAUAUGGGUAGAGAACCUGAGUUUGAUAAGAAGAUGCCCAGAACAGUUGGGAGACCAGUCGUCCGUGGAUUGGUUUCUCCAACGCAAGCCUAUACUUUUGCUGCUGCAACAGGUACUAUUGGAUGCUCAAUGCUUUGGAUAGGAGUUAAUCCCACUGUUGCAAUUCUUGGAUUCACAAAUUUGGUAUUAUAUGCUUGGAUUUAUACAUCACUUAAGCGAAGGUCUAUUAUCAACACUUGGGUUGGUGCUAUUGUCGGUGCCAUUCCUCCCUUGAUGGGUUGGGCGGCCUCAUCGCCUCUUUCACAUCCUGGUGCUUGGUGUCUUGCUGGUUUGUUGUAUGCUUGGCAAUUUCCACAUUUCAAUGCAUUAUCUCAUAACAUUGCUGAGCAAUAUAAGCAAGCUGGGUAUGUCAUGACUGCUGCCGAAAACCCUAAAUUGAAUGCCCGAGUUGCUUUGCGCUACUCAUUUUUGAUGUUUCCAUUGUGUUUCGGAUUGACUUAUUAUGGUGUUACUGACUGGGUAUUUCCUAUUGAUUCGGCUAUUGCAAAUGGUUGGUUAGCAUACCUAGCCUUCCAAUUCUGGAGACAACAGCAAAAAAACUACUCGGGUUCAAACCCAACAGCUGAAGGUUUGGCAUUGGCAGGCACUCAUGCAAAGAAAUUGUUCUGGUGUUCGGUUUGGCAUUUACCUGCUGUAUUGAUACUAGCCAUGAUUCAUAAAAAAGGACAGUGGGACAGGUGGUUUAGAUACUUGGGUCUAAAUAGUGAUGAUGCCGUGUUGAGCUCAUGA